AGCCAUCUGAAUACUAAGCCAAGGCAGAAUGCUCAUGAAGUAGCAACUUAAGUGGCAGUGUUAUCCUGAAAUCCUCAGGCAGCCAGACCGUCUUAGGCAAACCUUGAUAAAACAGUCCUUAUCCAGGUUUUUAUCUAAGGAAUCCCGAGUAGACUGGAGAAUGGAGAGACAGCAAAGGUUCAUGUCAGAGAGGGACGAGUAUCAGUUUCAACAUCAGGGAGCGGUGGAGCUGCUUGUCUUUAAUUUUUUGCUCAUCCUUACCAUUUUGACAAUCUGGUUAUUUAAAAAUCAUCGAUUUCGCUUCUUGCAUGAAACCGGAGGAGCGAUGGUGUACGGCCUUGUAAUGGGAUUAAUUUUACGAUACGCUACAGCACCAACUGAUAUUGAAAGUGGAACUGUGUAUGAUUGUGGAAAACUGGUCUUCAGCCCUUCAACUCUGCUGAUUAAUAUCACUGACCAAGUUUAUGAAUAUAAAUACAAGAGAGAAAUAAGCCGGCACAACAUCAAUCCUCAUCAAGGCAACGCUAUACUUGAAAAGAUGACAUUUGAUCCAGAAAUCUUCUUCAAUGUUUUACUGCCACCAAUUAUAUUUCAUGCCGGAUAUAGCCUAAAGAAGAGACACUUUUUUCAGAACUUAGGAUCUAUUUUAACAUAUGCCUUCUUGGGAACUGCCAUCUCCUGUAUCGUCAUAGGGUUAAUUAUGUAUGGCUUUGUGAAGGCCAUGGUAUAUGCUGACCAGCUGAAAAAUGGAGACUUUCAUUUCACUGACUGUUUGUUUUUUGGUUCACUGAUGUCUGCUACAGAUCCAGUGACGGUGUUGGCCAUUUUCCAUGAACUGCAUGUCGACCCCGACCUGUACACACUCUUGUUUGGGGAGAGUGUGUUGAAUGAUGCAGUUGCCAUAGUCCUUACAUAUUCUAUAUCCAUUUACAGUCCCAAGGAGAAUCCGAACGCAUUUGAUGCUGCAGCAUUCUUCCAGUCCGUGGGGAAUUUCCUGGGGAUCUUCGCCGGCUCAUUUGCAAUGGGGUCUGCGUAUGCUGUUGUCACGGCACUGUUGACCAAAUUUACCAAACUGUGUGAGUUCCCUAUGCUGGAAACGGGCCUGUUUUUCCUCCUGUCUUGGAGCGCCUUCCUGUCUGCCGAGGCCGCUGGCCUAACAGGGAUAGUUGCUGUUCUCUUCUGUGGAGUCACACAGGCACAUUACACCUACAACAAUCUGUCGUUGGAUUCCAAAAUGAGGACUAAACAGUUGUUUGAAUUUAUGAACUUCUUGGCUGAGAACGUCAUCUUCUGUUACAUGGGCCUGGCGCUGUUCACGUUCCAGAAUCAUAUCUUUAAUGCUCUUUUCAUACUUGGAGCCUUUCUAGCAAUUUUUGUAGCCAGAGCAUGCAACAUAUAUCCCCUCUCCUUCCUCCUGAAUCUGGGCCGGAAACACAAGAUCCCCUGGAACUUUCAGCACAUGAUGAUGUUUUCAGGUUUGCGAGGAGCGAUAGCUUUUGCCUUAGCUAUUCGGAACACAGAAUCUCAGCCCAAGCAAAUGAUGUUUACCACCACUCUGCUCCUCGUGUUCUUCACAGUCUGGGUAUUCGGAGGAGGAACAACCCCCAUGCUGACUUGGCUUCAGAUCAGGGUUGGUGUGGACCCGGAUGAGGAUCCGAAGGAGCCCUCUUCACACCAGGAAGCAAACAACUCUGGCAAAAGCACGACGAAAACAGAGACUGCCUGGCUCUUCAGAAUGUGGUACAGCUUUGACCACAAAUAUCUGAAACCAAUUUUAACCCACUCUGGUCCUCCGCUGACCACAACAUUACCUGAAUGGUGCGGCCCAAUUUCCAGACUGCUCACCAGUCCUCAGGCCUAUGGGGAACAGCUCAAAGAGGACGAUGUAGAAUGUAUUGUAAACCAGGAUGAACUGGCCAUGAAUUACCAGGAGCAAGCGACCUCACCCUGCAGCCCUCCUGCAAGGCCGGGUCUGGACCAGAAAGCUUCACCCCAGACUCCAAGCAAGGAAAACAUUUAUGAGGGGGACCUUGGCCUAGGAGGCUACGGACUCAAGCUUGAGCAAACUCCGGGUCAGUCCCAGCUGAAUUAAUGGGCGUGAACAGCACCGAGGUAAUCACAGGUAAUGGAGGGAUCACUGAGGAUCAAGCCAAGCCGAUGAGGCUGCGUGGAGGAGAGGCUGGAAGAUGUACGAAGAGCAUCAAUUGGAGAGAUUCAAAACCUUAUCACGUGUAUCCUCUGGUGCCUGCAGAAAUGAGAAUUUAUUAUCAUCCCUCUAUAUUACGCAACUGCAUUUAAGUUUUGACAGCGCCAUUUUUAUUAAUGAAUUGGGUGGGGUGGGAAGGAUGCAGAGGGGAGGGAGGGAGGAGUCUAGCUGCUGGGAGGAUGAAACAGAUGUGCUGUGUCUGCAGGGUGUUUCUUUUCUGUGUGCAGCUCUCUGGGCCCUUCACUCAGAUUUGGGAUUCUAUUCCCUUCAUUAAGGAGAGUUUAAAAAUCAGAAAAAGAGGGCUUCCCUGGUGGCGCAGUGGUUGAGAGUCCGCCUGCCGAUGCAGGGGACACGGGUUCGUGCCCCGGUCCGGGAAGA
Messenger RNA from Aethalodelphis obliquidens (Pacific white-sided dolphin), 2584 nucleotides. RefSeq names its product solute carrier family 9 member A9 (gene SLC9A9). Gene Ontology annotation, biological process: sodium ion import across plasma membrane; potassium ion transmembrane transport; regulation of intracellular pH. The transcript is spliced from 16 exons. Gene Ontology annotation, molecular function: sodium:proton antiporter activity; potassium:proton antiporter activity. Bases 161 to 2092 code for a protein of 643 amino acids. The record is from RefSeq and is a predicted model, not a curated record. NCBI's taxonomy places the organism in Eukaryota, Metazoa, Chordata, Mammalia, Artiodactyla, Delphinidae. Gene Ontology annotation, cellular component: plasma membrane; recycling endosome.